Molecule: messenger RNA, 1730 nt
Organism: Loxodonta africana (African savanna elephant)
Lineage: Eukaryota; Metazoa; Chordata; Mammalia; Proboscidea; Elephantidae
Gene: ZSCAN31
Product: zinc finger and SCAN domain containing 31
Source: RefSeq, a predicted model, not a curated record
CCAGUUUCUAAGCAUAUAUAAAUAAAUACCUACAUGUACUUUAAGGAAAAAAAAAACACAUUAAUGAUAGCAUACUAUUUAUUUUUUUCAUAUUUUCCCCUCCUCUUAUUAUUUAUUUCUGUUAAUACAUGAUUUCUUGUCAUCAGGUGUCUCCUUCUGAAGAAGAUGAAAUCAGGGAAUCUUAAAUCAUAGUUGCCCCUUCGCCUCAAGCUGGAGGAGCCUUUUGAGUUAUUUAACCCCAGAAUGGCUUCCACAGAGGAACAGGAUGGAUUUAAGAUUGUGACGGUGAAGGAAGAUCCUAUCUGGGAUGAAGAAACUUACCUUCAAAAGAACAGCUUUUCUGGCCAAGAGGCUUCCCGCCUUUUUCGGCAAUUUUGUUACCAAGAGGCUCCUGGUCCCCGAGAAGCACUGAGCCACCUCCGGGAGCUCUGUCAUCAGUGGCUGAGGCCAGAGACACACACCAAAGAGCAGAUCCUGGAGUUUCUGGUACUGGAGCAGUUCCUGACCAUACUGCCCAAGGAGCUACAGGCCUGGGUGCAGGAGCACCAUCCAGAGAGUGGGGAGGAGGCAGUGGCUGUGGUUGAAGAUCUGGAGCGAGAGCUAAGUGAGCCAGGGAAACAGGCCCCAGAUCAUGAACAUGGACAUUCUGAAGUGCUCUCAGAGGAUGUGAUACAUCUGAAGGCCAAGCCGGAAUCAACAGUCAUACAGCUUCACUCCAUGGUGACUCAGCUCAAAUGUGAAUCUUUCAGUCCCCACCAAUUUCAAGAACAAGAUGGUAAAAAUAUACCUGACAACCAGGAGAUGGCACCGAAGCAAGAAAUCUCAAAAGAAAUAGAAUAUUUGGGGGAUAUAUCUAGCAGACUCCAAAGAGAUGUUCCUCUGGAUUCUAAGUACAGAAAAACUUGUAGACAUGAGAGUAAGCUAGAAAAGCAGCAGGGACACCCCACUGGAGAGAGACAUUACAGGUGCAAUGAAUGUGGGAAAAGCUUCACUCAGAGCUCAGUCCUCAUUCAGCACCAGAGAAUCCACACUGGAGAGAAGCCAUACGAAUGUGAAGAAUGUGGGAAGGAGAGGUCAGGACUCAAUGAACAUCAGCGGAGCCACACUGGAGAGAAACCCUAUCAGUGCAAGGAGUGUGGGAAAGCCUUCAGUGCCAGCAAUGGCCUCAUUCGACACAGAAGAAUCCAUACAGGGGAAAAAACAUAUGAAUGUGAAGAGUGUGGGAAAGCCUUCCGCUUGAGCUCAUACCUUGUUCAGCAUCAAAGGAUACACACUGGAGAGAAGUGCUAUCAGUGUAACGAGUGUGGCAAAGCCUUCAGUCAGAAUGCAGGGCUCUUUCAGCAUCUUCGAAUUCACAGUGGUGAGAAACUCUAUCAGUGCAGUCAGUGCAGUAAGAAAUUUAGUAGGCGAACACUCCUUAUGAAACAUCAGAGAAGUCACACUGGAGAGAGACCAUAUGAGUGUGAUGAGUGUGGGAAAGCCUUUAGCCAUAAUUGCAACCUUAUUAGGCAUUUUAGGAUCUAUACUGUUGCUGAAUUGGACUGAUUCCAUUGGCUCCCAGGUCCCUAAAUGGGGCCAUCUUGGAGUAUAAGAUUUUCAAGUGGCUAAUUCUGCUCUUAUCAAAUUUAUUUUGCUUUGGAAUGAGUAGCUUGCCUGCAAACCAGGUGCUGGUGUCUCCUGGGUGGAUGACUGUGUAUGUGGGGUGUUGCUGAGCAGGCUCCCAGUCCCUA